AUGAGUGCUUGUUUUCAAAAAUGCCGUUUAUGCUUAAAACUUGGUGAAUUCUGUUCCAUAUUUGAUCAGGACGAAUCUGUUAAAUUAUCUGAAAUGGUUAUGUCCUUUGCUAAUGUGCAAAUACACGAAGGUGAUGGACUAUCAGACCGCGUAUGUACUUCAUGUAUUGAGAAUUUAAGCACUGCUUACUUGUUUAAGCAACAAUGUGAACGGAUAGAUUACUUGCUAAGGAAGUCUCCAGACGUCAAUAUCAAGUCACCUCCAAAUGCAAAUUAUGAUGAUUUUUUCAACCAAGAGUUCCACAUUCAUACUGAGCUUAAUGAUCUAAAAGAUGACAAUGAAGAUAAUGGUUUCAUUAAUACUAGUUCAGACCAACCACUAACUAAGCAUCAUGAAAUCAGCGAUGAAACAGAUGAUAGUGAUGUUGAUUCUAUAAAAUGCGUUGGGUGCAGUCAGUCAUACAGCACCAAGGGUAUGCACACAUGUAAAACAACCUGCACAAUUGAACAAAACGACUUACAAAGGUCAUGCAGCGAUGAAACUUUAAUAGCUAAUGAUUGCACACAGAACAUAUCUUCAACACCAGUAACACCAACUUCACCUCGAUCUUCAUUUGUGAAUGUUUCUUGUGUACUCUGCACUAAAAAAUAUGAUCAAUAUGAUGAUUAUGUUAUACAUAUCAAUGAGUGCACAAUGAAUGUGAAACUUCAACAUUUUGUAUGCCCAAUAUGCCAUGAGAUGUAUACUGAAAAGCUGCUAUAUUUAAAACAUUUAAGGAUAACUCACUUUAUCAACAAUUCUCCAAAAACCAGUAUCAUUGAUAAUGGUGAGGACUGCGUUGAUUUCCCUAUAUACAGUAAAGCCAAGCCCAAGUCAGCCCGACGUCAGAUUGGUUGGUCAGUCGAAGAUAUUUAUCAAGAAAUUGAUUUCAAACCUGCUGAGCAGAAAUCGACACCGACCUCAAGUCCAUUGAAGAACUUUUUCUCUAAAUUGGGGAAUGAAACUUUUAGUCGCCAGAGCACCCCAAAAAAGGUUAGUUUUCGGAAACUUGUCGAAAAUGGCAAGGCAAAAGCUUCAAUUCAUUUGCCAUUUCAAAAAUAUAUACAAAAUUAUAAACUAAAAAAGAAAGCAACAGCAUAUAGUCCUAUUAAAGGGAAACUUCAGGUUGCUACUAAAAUUCAGGCUUGCCUACCAGAAAUUGUUUCAGACAGUGAUUACAAUUCACCCAGUGGCGCAUCAGAAGAUUCUUGGAAAUUGAAGCAAAAUUUAAUUUGUGCAUGUGAUAAGAAAGUCUUCAUGUUGUCAGAAUCAAUUAAGGACCGUGAAAGGAUUACCGCUAUGGUAAACGAACUAGGUGGCGUAGUUGCGGAAAACACUAAAAUGGAAAUGUUAGCAACUCACUUUAUAUGUUUGUUACCGAAUGAUACAUUUACUGGCAUGAUGGUUUGUGCUCUCGCUACCGGCAAGUGGCUACUUAGCAUCAAUUUUAUCUACGACAGCUUUAGAUGCAAGAAGUUCAUGCAGGAAUCUCUCUAUGAAUGGAUGAAACACCCGAAAAUAUUAGAAAUCGAUAGCACAAGCGUGGAGGUUGCAAGAGCCGCUGUCUACUGGCAUUUAGAACUGCAGAAUCUUGAUGCGAGAUUUCCAUUCGAAGGAAAACAAGUUGUUCUUAUCAUGAAGAAGAAGUACAGACAAUAUUACCAAAUGAUAUUCAAAACGCUGAAAGCAAAACCAAUCACUUACGAUCCUAGGACCCCAGGCAGCUGCUGCACGGCAGACUACUGUUUCGUCGAUAUGAACAUCAUUCAGAGGGUGAAGCUUCGUUUUUUCGCUCGGCACAAUGUUCCCGUUUUCCCUUACCAAUACGUUCUUGUUUAUCUGUUGAAACGAGGUCGCGUUGAAGACGAAUAUAAAUAUCUCCUGCAAGACUGCAAGAAAAUAAUCUCACCGGACACAAUGCAUUUAUUAAACGACACGUUUUAAGAUUAUGCACAAAUUAAAAAAAAAAGACUUAUCCUUUAAGACAUUAUUAAUUAUAUUAAAAGUUUAGUUAGUAAUACGUUAAUAUCAAAUUUAAGUCCCUUUUUUAGAUAAGAGAAGGGAGGGAAUGAGACGGGAAACAGCAAUAUGUUGAUAAUUUAGGUAAAAUAAAACAUAUUAUAUAAUAAUUAUGAUUUGUCCAUAAAAAUUAGUUGUGUACAAACAAGAUUAAAUAUAAAUUGAGAAAUAAAUAACUAUUACAUAAAAAUGUUAUUCGAAUUAAGAAUAUUUGUAUAAUAUGAUGAUUUAUGAAUGUUAUUUGAUUGAUUAUUGUAAUAAUUGUAAUUUCGAAGUCGCUUAUAUAUAUAAAAAAGCAAAUUGUUAAAUAUCGGAAACAGGGGUGUGUUGAAAAUACGUACGUACAAGAUUACAUAAGGAGUUUCUUAAAAUCAUAUAUGUUAUUAGAUAGGACACGAAUGGAUCAGGAAUAGCUUGUGUUCAAUUAGUACUCCUUUUAACUAUAAUUUUAUCGUUGAUGCCCUACGCGGCUCUAUUGAAAUAUUACUGCACGCGAUGUUCACCACAUAGUUGUUUUUUUGAAUUAACUUGGUGUUAAUUUUAACUACGGAGGUCCUGUCACCACAUCUCCCGCACCGAACGCUACCUCUGUUCACUGGUAGGCUUCUAGAAACAUUUCGAAAUUUAGGAAAUCAUAAAGUUGGGCAGAAGAAAGCUAAGAAAUCUAAGCCGCAAUAUCAAUGAAAUAAAAAAAUAUAUUUUAGAAAUCGGAAUUGUUCUAAUUGCCUUAAUGUUUUUAUUUUAAAGAACUUGAUUUAUGUUUUGUUAAACGAAAAAAAAAUUAUAACUUAAAUAAUAUAACGUAGUAGAUAUAUAUACGUGACAGAAGUGGAACUUCUUUGACUAGAGAGAAAGGAACGAGAUCUAUUCAAAUUUUUUAGCAUUCAUUGCACUCGUAAAGUAUGCAAAUUGCAUUAGCUUCCUGUAUUAGAUCAAAUAUUUAAUGUAUUCGCAAAUAUAUAAAAAAUACACUACACAUUAACACAACAACAUAUGUAUAUACAGGGUAUUACAAAAGUACCCGUUAAUCCGAAAGGAGGUUAAAUGAGGUCUUAUAACGAGUCCAGCCACAAUAUUUAAGAACCGUAGUAACGCUGUAUGACAUAAUAUCCCAAAAAUAUUGUUUUCACUGAUGUGUAAACCCUAUUUCAGUAAAAUUAAAGUCAACUACGCAGAAUGUACCUACAUUUGAAAAAAACUCGAAACAGUCGUAGGAUAUCGAUUAGAAGAUUUGAAAUUGACAUCAUACAUGUUUUUUCCAACUUGACAUUUUUUUAAGCCAGUACUUGAAUAUAAUGACAUCCUUGCAGCAAACAUGAAUGAAAAAUAGAAAUACUAUUAAAGUAGACAAUUAUUAAGUAAAAUAGGUACGUAGGCCUUUCUGAUAAAUAAUCUUGUUCCCUGACAUUAUAUUAUAUAUAAUGUACAUUAAUUAUAUUUUUAGGGAGUAUUUUGUAACACAUUGUAUAUGUAUUGAAUCAAUAAGACAGCUAAGAGUCAUUUCCCGAUCAUUAAAAACCGAAAAUUUUACGGAAUUUUUGCUAUUCUGGUUACACAUGUCUUAUUUACAAAUAGAUCCUUUAGGUACCCACCGAUUUUUACUAAAUAAAUAAUACACGAAGUGCAGUUCCGCUACGAGAAUUCAAAUGCCUUAUUGAGUUACUAAAAAAUUUAACGUUUGUGAUAUUACGAAAAUCAUGCCCACAGACUUUAGCUAUUGCAAAUUUUAAUAAUUGUUAUCAUGUACAUAUACGAUUGUGUGUAUUAAAUUCUCUUGCAUGUCGACAUCGGUGAACAUUUGAUUUCCUGCUUCUCGAUUUUAGCUGUAAGAAAGAAAAAAAAUGUGUUGGUAUUGUGCUGACUACCGUCUAAUUAAUUAAAAAAAAAUAUGACAGCUACAUAAGUUUCUUAACACACAAAGAACUAACAGUAUCUUGGGGUCUGGCAAUUGUUUGUUUGUUUGACUUGGAUUUUCAUCUUUACGAUAAGAUGAGCCCAGUCUAGUUCUCUAUGACUUUGCGUACCAUAUUGCGUAGAAUCAACUACAUGCUCUUUAGCGAUUAUUAGGAUUAUACAUAUGUCCAAUUUUAUAAAAUAGCUAGAGCUCUCUAGAUUAUAUUGUCAAACGAAAUAUGUACUACCUCUCAAUAAAAACUAGCUAAUUGUGUAGGCAUUGUUGACGCUAGUGUUAGUGUUUAUAGAAAAACGAAGACUUGGUAGAGAAUGUAAUUAUUAAAUAGCACUUUUAUUUAAAAAAUAUGGUCGACAAAGACUUGAGCGUUGUUGUUGAAAUAAUUUAUCGUUGACAUUCUUUAGUGACGUCCUCAAGGAUUUUACUGUAAUGCUAAAGCGAUUUACCAUAAAAGUAAAAUACUUUAUGACUUGCUUGUCUAUGAAUAGAGUUUGUUUUUGUUGAUCGGAUAUAUUUCUCAUUAACAACAUGAUGUAAUUUAAUUAUAAUAAAAAAUGGACAUAGUGAAAA
Bombyx mandarina (wild silkworm) is the source of this 4540-nucleotide messenger RNA. RefSeq lists its product as uncharacterized. NCBI's taxonomy places the organism in Eukaryota, Metazoa, Arthropoda, Insecta, Lepidoptera, Bombycidae. Gene Ontology annotation, biological process: positive regulation of double-strand break repair; protein localization to site of double-strand break; DNA damage response. Gene Ontology annotation, molecular function: zinc ion binding. Gene Ontology annotation, cellular component: site of double-strand break; nucleus. The record is from RefSeq and is a predicted model, not a curated record.